UGCUGCCAUUAGUCUCUCAGCGUAAGUGCAAUCAGGCCAUAUGGAGGAGAGGAGAGGAGCACAUCCAUCAUGAGACAGACACACGUUUUUUGGGGGGGGCCAUGAAAACUGUGGGAAACACGUCUGGUAUGAGAAUGCGCCGAGUGAAAGUCUCCACCCGAGUGUGUCCAAGUGCGAGUGAUAAUGAACAAAGCAGCAGUGUGUUUCCACAGAGUUGUUUCUUUGUCCAAAGCAGACUUGAGCCCCCGCUCUAAUCUGGGUUAUCUGGCUUGUAAUCAGCUUAGACCACUCGCAACUCUCACUGCUUGCAGCAGGGUGGGCACUUUGUCUGGGUCUAGGUCAGUCCUCUCCUCCGUUCUUCCAUUCACCCGUCGAAGCGUCUCUGAAGAAGGGAAGUUCACUUUACCGUCCAAAAUAAGAGGCCAUGGCUGAACAUCAGGAGGUGUGUUCACCUGAGGGGACACCUGCUGCAGACACGUACCCCAAAAAGAUACUCGAGUACAUGGAAGGAUUCCUCAUCUCGAAGGUGGUGUUCUCCUCCUGUGAGCUGGGGGUGUUCGAUGUAUUGCUGGGUGCAGAGCGCCCCCUGUCUGCAGAGGAGAUCAGUCAGGCGGUGGGAGCCAGCCUGGACGGCACACAGAGGCUGCUGGCUGCCUGCAGCGGCCUGCAGCUCCUCCACACACACCAGGACGACGGACGAGUGCUUUACAGCAACACAGAGCAGGCCAGCGUCUACCUGACCCGCUCCAGUCCCGUGUCCCUCUACCAGUCCAUCCAGUACAGCUCCAGAACCAUCUACCUCUGCUGGCACCACCUGACCGACGCUGUCAGAGAGGGAAGAAACCAGUAUGAAAAGGCUUUUGGAGUCAACUCCAAAGACCUGUUUCAAGCUCUCUACAGGUCUGACGAGGAGAUGGUGAAGUUUAUGCAGUUAAUGAACUCCAUUUGGAACAUCUGCGGUAAAGACGCAGUCACGGCCUUCGAUCUGUCGCCGUUCAAGGUCAUCUGUGACCUUGGAGGCUGCAGUGGAGCAUUAGCCAAGCAGUGCACGUCAGCCUACCCAGAAUGCACCGUUACGAUCUUUGACCUCCCCAAGGUGGUGCGUACGUCGAGGGAACACUUCUUCUCGGAGGGCGACCGGAGGAUAGGCUUCCACGAAGGGGACUUCUUCAAAGACCCCCUGCCGCAGGCUGACCUCUACAUCCUCGCCAGAAUCCUCCACGACUGGACAGAUGAACGCUGCGUAGAGCUACUUAGUAGAGUCUACAAAGCCUGCAAGCCAGGAGGCGCUGUGCUGCUGGUGGAGGCGUUGCUCUUCGAGGACGGCUCCGGCCCGCUGACAGUGCAGCUCUACUCCCUGAACAUGCUGGUGCAGACGGAGGGCAGGGAGAGGACGGCCGCCCAGUACGCUGCCUUGCUCGCUGCCGCCGGCUUCUCCGACAUCCAGCACCGCCUCACUGGGAAGAUCUACGACGCUGUGCUGGGACACAAGGAGACCUGAGACCCACUGAAAACUGCCUUUUUGUUUUCACCUCAAGUUUCCUCAUAUCAAAAAAGUUUCUCACACUGUAAAACAUCAGUGAUACAUAACUACUUUUCAUUGAAUCUGUAUGACAUAUUCAACUCAAUGCCCAUUUGUGCAGCUGCUUGAUUUUGCAUACUGAAUAUUUUUUAUUACUGUCUAUCAUUUCCUGUAAAUUAGCACAUUUUGGUAUCUUUGAAAACGUACAAAUUAAAGUUC
Molecule: messenger RNA, 1741 nt
Organism: Acanthopagrus latus (yellowfin seabream)
Lineage: Eukaryota; Metazoa; Chordata; Actinopteri; Spariformes; Sparidae
Gene: asmt
Product: acetylserotonin O-methyltransferase
Exons: 8
Coding region: 425-1501 (358 amino acids)
Biological process (GO): methylation; melatonin biosynthetic process
Molecular function (GO): acetylserotonin O-methyltransferase activity
Source: RefSeq, a predicted model, not a curated record